This is a messenger RNA of Racocetra persica, 199 nucleotides long. The record is from the annotation of a GenBank genome assembly. Lineage: Eukaryota; Fungi; Glomeromycota; Glomeromycetes; Diversisporales; Gigasporaceae.
AAUUUUACAGAAAAGAACAAACAAUUCAAAUUAGAUAAUAUGCAGGAAGUUGAUAGCUUUGAUAAUAAAGAGAAUAGUAAUCUUACAAUUUCUCAUAUACAAAAUUUGAUAAUAUACCAUGAUAAAGAUCAUCUACUAGACACAAAGUGUCUAAAGUUAGCUUAUGAGAUAUCAAAACCUACAACAAACCAACGUUGGU